AUAGCUGAAUGAACUGCUCUUGAAAGUCAUCUUGCUUAAAAGUUCGUAUCUCUGCAUAAUUUUCCUAAUUUUCGGCGCAAUCAAUUGCCUUACACGCCGGGAAACGCUAUUCAACAAGAGGGCCGAAAACCGAGAUCUGCCAUCUCGCAGUCAUUGCCGCGACCUGCGGCCCUCUGUUGAUUUUCGACGCUUUCUUCCUUCGACCUCGGCGCUGGCCAUUGCCGCCGCCGCCGCCGUCAUCCUCCCGAAAUUGGAGGAUCUUUCAGUGAGCAACGGGUGACUUACCAUGCCCUCGGUCAGGCGCACUCUCUUGCCAGCACACCAACACAACCACGAUAGACCUCUUCCCGUGCCAUUGACCUUUGAAAUGAAAGACAAAGAUCAAAUGGGACAUGCUUCACCACGUUCUUCGUCUUCCCCUUCUCUUCGGCCCUUUUUGGCAAUAUUCUCGAUUGUUGCCCGUCUCCGCCGCAUAGGCCUCCUUGGUUUGGAGAUAUUUCUCCCGAAACCCUCUUCCCGCAAGCGUUGGAGGCCGCCGCUUACCUGGAGCUACUGCAAGCGCUCCCUCCUUCGCUUCUUCUUUUUCUUUCUCUUAGGUUUCUUGCUCGCCAUCUCUCCCUUUUUUGAUAUCGGCUUUGACAGUUCCCUAACCUCUACUAUCUGGCCUACCACACAACAUCCACUGCUUUCCCGUUCUGAGAUCUCUUCUGCACGAAGGGAACUCGGGACGAUUUUCAGCCCACCAAGUGCUCAAUCGGGGCAUAAGGAGAUUGCGCCUAUGCCUGCGAUGGGUUCCAAGCUUCUCAUCAUUGUCACACCCACCUACAACCGCGCACUCCAGUCCUACUACCUCCACCGCCUUGGCCAGACGCUUCGACUCGUGCCUCCGCCCCUUCUGUGGAUAGUGGUUGAGAUGGAAUCCGCUUCUGAAGAGACUGCUGAUGUGCUCUGGAAAACGGGCGUUAUGUAUCGUCAUCUCGUGUGCAAGAAGAAAUCCAAGGAGGUGAAGGACCGGGGUGUGCAUCAGCGCAACACCGCUCUCCAGCACAUCGAGAACCAUCAUCUUGAUGGCAUUGUCUAUUUUGCCGACGAUGACAAUAUUUAUUCCCUCCAGCUCUUUUCCAAGCUGAGGGAAAUCAGGAGAUUUGGAACUUGGCCGGUUGCCAUGCUUGUUCAGAGUAAAAAUGCUGCAACAAUUGAAGGCCCAGUAUGUAACGGAAGCCGAGUUAUUGGGUGGAACACUAAUGAGAGGAGCAAGAGACUUCGAAGGUUUCAUGUGGAUAUGUCUGGGUUUGCAUUCAAUAGCACGAUAAUUUGGGAUCCAAAGAGAUGGUAUCAGGGUGCUUCAGCUUCUGCGAGGCAACUAGAUACAGUGAGAGAAGGUUUUCAAGAAACAACAUUUAUAGAGCAGUUAGUUGAAGAUGAAAGUCAAAUGGAGGGUUUGCCUCGUUGUUGCUCAAAAAUCAUGAAUUGGCACCUUCAUCUAGAUGCUAGACAUCUUGUUUAUCCUAAACGAUGGCAAGUCUCAUCGAACCUUGAACAGGGUCAAUAAGUUUUCCAUGGUCUCUUCCUUCAAGCAGCAGGAUCGAGGCAGACACUGGGAGCACUUGAAGACUAUCAUGAAGACAUUGAGGGAGCAUCAACUAUUUGCCAACUAGAAGAAGUGUACGUUUGUGCAAUCACAAGUGGAGUAUUUAGGGCAUGUGGUGUCCAUAGAGGGGGUGCCAGCUGACCAAUGCAAGAUUCAGGCUAUGGUGGAUUGGCCUCUUCCUAAGAACUUGAGGGAGCUGCGGGGCUUCUUAGGGCUCAUUGGUUACUACCAGAAGUUUGUGAAGGGAUAUGGUACCAUAGCAAGUUCUUUAACAGAGCAAUUAAAAAAAGGAUAAUUUCAAAUGAGGAGAGGAAGCGACUCAAGCCUUCCAGGAGUUAAAGACAAUUAUGAUCAAUAUAUCCGUGUUAGCACUUCCUGAUUUUAGGAAACCCUUUGUAGUGGAGAUGGAUGCAUUAGAUUAUGGGCUAGGAGUAGUACUCAUGUAAGACCAUAGGCAUAUUGCAUACUUCAGCCAGGUGGUCACAACCAGGGCAAAGCUCAAAUAUGUGUAUGCGAGGGAGCUGACGGUGAUUGUCUUGGCUUUAAAAAAUGAUAGCUUUAUAUGCUGGGGAGACAUUUCAUAGUCAAGAUAGAUCAGAGGAGGAGCUUGAAGUUUUUAUUGGAACAAUGGAUGGUCACUGGGGAGCACCAGAGAUGGAUAUUCAAGUUACUUUGAUAUGAUUUUGAGAUUCAGUAUCAACCAGGACAAAAAAACAAUGCAGCAAAUGCCUUGUUCAGGAGAGGCGAGGGCCAAUUUUCAUCUUUCUAAGUAUGGAUCAAUCUCUUUUUAUAACACUUUAAAAAAAUAAGAAUAUUUUUGAUAAAACAAUUCUUGCUUUGAAAUUUUGUACGAGUUCAAUUCAAAUUUGUCUCUGAGCUUUUUUUUUUUUUUUUCCAGCUUAGAUUGACCUCCAUAAAGCUUUUAAUUUUGUAUAUAGGACUUCCCUUAUCUAAAGAUUGAUUGAUAAGAUUUAGCUUGUAUGUUCGUUAAGUUUAUUGAAGCUUGCGUUUCAUUUA
Dendrobium catenatum is the source of this 2608-nucleotide messenger RNA. Its product is annotated as probable beta-1,4-xylosyltransferase IRX9H. The record is from RefSeq and is a predicted model, not a curated record. Gene Ontology annotation, biological process: glucuronoxylan biosynthetic process; plant-type secondary cell wall biogenesis. Bases 287 to 1552 code for a protein of 421 amino acids. Gene Ontology annotation, cellular component: Golgi membrane. Lineage: Eukaryota; Viridiplantae; Streptophyta; Magnoliopsida; Asparagales; Orchidaceae. Gene Ontology annotation, molecular function: galactosylgalactosylxylosylprotein 3-beta-glucuronosyltransferase activity; xylosyltransferase activity. The transcript has 4 exons.